Messenger RNA from Vigna umbellata (rice bean), 1899 nucleotides. RefSeq names its product CBL-interacting serine/threonine-protein kinase 3-like. Lineage: Eukaryota; Viridiplantae; Streptophyta; Magnoliopsida; Fabales; Fabaceae. Gene Ontology annotation, molecular function: protein serine/threonine kinase activity; ATP binding. Gene Ontology annotation, biological process: signal transduction; protein phosphorylation. The record is from RefSeq and is a predicted model, not a curated record.
AUUCCAUGGAAACAGAUAAGCAUUGAUGAGUAACUGUUUGAAGUUGUUGUUCCCAGCAUAAAUAGCAGAAAAUGCAAAACUACACACUCUCUUGAGUUCUGUCCGAUUGCAUAGCAUUGGUUGGUAGUUGUCACAAAAAUCUCUUGCCCUUUGGCCAUAAUCAAAAGCCGAGGCACUGUUCAUCAAGCUAAUCAUCAAGCCAACCUUGCUUGGUUCCACUGCAGAAUUUCAGUUAUUCUUAUCUCCAUACAUUAGAUUGAAGUAGAUUCCUCGUAGGUGCUCUCAAGUUCAUUUGAAAAGAAUGAGUCAGCCUAAGAUCAAGCGCAGAGUUGGUAAAUACGAGGUGGGGAGGACAAUUGGUGAAGGUACAUUUGCAAAGGUGAAAUUUGCAAGGAACUCUGAGACAGGAGAACCUGUGGCUCUUAAAAUUCUUGACAAGGAGAAGGUGCUCAAGCACAAGAUGGCUGAGCAGAUCAGGAGAGAGGUGGCUACAAUGAAAUUAAUCAAGCAUCCAAAUGUUGUUCGAUUGUAUGAGGUGAUGGGAAGCAAGACAAAAAUAUAUAUUGUUUUGGAGUUUGUGACUGGCGGGGAGCUCUUUGACAAAAUUGUAAACCAUGGACGGAUGAGUGAAAAUGAAGCUCGUAGAUAUUUCCAACAGCUUAUAAAUGCUGUUGAUUAUUGCCACAGCAGGGGUGUCUACCACAGAGACCUGAAGCCAGAAAAUUUGCUCUUAGAUACUUAUGGGAACCUUAAAGUUUCCGACUUUGGAUUGAGUGUCCUCUCCCAGCAAGUUAGGGAUGAUGGGCUUCUCCAUACUACAUGUGGGACACCAAACUAUGUUGCUCCAGAGGUCCUUAAUGAUAGAGGCUAUGAUGGUGCAACUGCAGACUUGUGGUCAUGUGGGGUGAUUCUCUUUGUAUUGGUUGCAGGUUACCUACCUUUUGAUGACCCUAAUCUUAUGAACCUGUAUAAGAAAAUCUCAGCUGCUGAAUUUACUUGCCCCCCGUGGCUUUCUUUCAGUGCCAGGAAAUUGAUUACACGAAUCUUGGAUCCCGAUCCCACAACUCGUAUCACUAUACCUGAGAUUUUGGAUGAUGAAUGGUUUAAGAAAGAUUAUAAGCCUCCUGUUUUUGAGGAGAAUGGGGAAAUCAACCUUGAUGACGUUGAAGCUGUCUUUAAAGAUUCUGAAGAGCACCAUGUGACAGAGAAGAAAGAAGAGCAGCCAACAUCCAUGAAUGCGUUUGAGUUAAUUUCCAUGUCCAAAGGGCUGAACCUUGAAAACUUGUUUGAUACAGAGCAGGGGUUCAAAAGGGAAACAAGAUUCACGUCAAAGUCACCUGCAGAUGAGAUAAUCAACAAGAUUGAGGAGGCUGCAAAACCUCUUGGCUUUGAUGUGCAGAAGAAAAAUUACAAGAUGAGGCUUGCAAAUGUAAAAGCUGGAAGAAAGGGAAACCUUAAUGUUGCCACUGAGAUAUUUCAAGUGGCACCUUCUCUUCACAUGGUUGAGGUACGGAAGGCAAAAGGAGACACAUUGGAGUUCCAUAAGUUCUACAAGAAGCUUUCAACAAGCCUGGAUGAUGUUGUUUGGAAAACAGAAGAUGAUAUGCAAAUGAGAGAAAAAAAUUGAUAUAUUGAUAUUAUUAUUAUCAAGUGUAAUUUUCUUCAUUUCUGAAGUUCUACUAUUUUCCAAUUUCUUCAUUCUUAUUUCCUCUAAGGUUCCUUCCUGUAGGUUUGUUUGGACAUUCCAUAGUACUCAUAAUGUAUUUUGUACCAUGCUAUUAUUUUUGAAAGCAUGCAAUGUAAGAAUUUUACUCAUCAACACUUUCAGCUAUGUUCAUGAAACAAAAAUUGUAAGAAAAUUUGAAUAUUGUAUAUAGCUAUAUAUUUAUCUUUUUAUCU